CCUUCCCACGCAUCCAAACCCCAAACCCCCACCCGCACCGGCGUUCGCCGGCGAACCUCCCCGCCGGCCGCCGCCAUGCCGCCGCCUCUCCAGGCCCACCGCAUGCUCCUAUCCCACCGCCGCACAUACCCUAUCCCCCGCCGCCGCUUCACCGCGGUCUCUUCCCUCUCCUCCGCCCCCGCCAAGACCCUGGCCCCGGGCCAGCCCGCCUCCUCCAUCCUCUCCAUCCGCGAGUCGCUCCUGUCCGGCGAGAGGACCGCCGCCGACAUCACCUCCGAGUACCUCUCCCGCCUCCGCCGCACCGAGCCGAGCCUGCGCAGCUUCAUCCACGUGGCCGACGCCGCCGCCGAGCGGGAGGCCGAGGGGCUCGACCGGAGGAUUUCCUCCGGCGGGCGGGAUGCGGUGGGGCCGCUCGCCGGGGUGCUCGUGGGCGUCAAGGACAACAUCUGCACCGCCAGCAUGCCCUCCACCGGCGGGUCGCGGAUACUGGACGGGUUCCAGCCCGCGUACGACGCCACGGCCGUGCGGCGGCUGCGCGAGGCGGGCGCCAUUGUGGUGGGGAAGACUAACCUCGACGAGUUCGGCAUGGGGAGCACCACCGAGGGCUCUGGGUUUCAGGUGACAACAAACCCUUGGGAUGAUUCGCGCGUGCCUGGCGGAUCCUCAGGUGGUUCUGCUUCUGCGGUUUCUGCUAGACAGUGUGUGGUGUCCUUAGGGAGUGAUACAGGUGGAAGUGUGAGGCAACCGGCAUCGUUUUGUGGCGUGGUAGGGUUAAAGCCAACUUAUGGCCGGGUAUCUCGUUUCGGCCUCAUGGCUUAUGCUUCAUCACUGGAUGUUGUGGGAUGCUUUGGAUCAUCAGUUUUUGACACUGCAACCAUAUUGUCCGUCAUUGCUGGCCAUGACAAAAUGGAUUCAACCAGUAGCUCUCAUGAUGUUCCAGACUAUAGAUCAGACUUGGCAUCUCUAAGUUUACUAGAAUCAAAACCAUUAAAUAGUGUGAGAAUUGGGAUUAUCCAAGAAACUCUUGGAGAGGGUGUGGAUGCUGGAGUCAUAUCAUCAAUCAGGGCUGCUGCUUCACAUCUGGAACAGCUGGGAUCAGUAGUGGAAGAGGUUUCUAUGCCUUCAUUUUCUCUUGGCUUACCAGCAUAUUACAUACUGGCCUCUUCUGAAGCUUCAUCUAAUUUGUCACGCUAUGAUGGCAUCAGGUAUGGGCAGCAGGUUUCAGCUGACGACUUGAAUGAGCUGUACGGAAAUUCCCGGGCUAAUGGUCUCGGUCAUGAGGUCAAAAUGAGAAUUUUGAUGGGAACUUAUGCAUUAUCUGCUGGAUACUAUGAUGCAUACUACAAGCGAGCACAACAGGUGAGGACGCUGGUUAAGAAAAGCUUCGAAGAAGCUUUGGGAAAAUAUGAUAUUCUUAUUUCACCUGCUGCUCCAUCAGCAGCCUACAAGAUAGGCGAAAAGACAAAUGAUCCAUUAGCUAUGUACGCCGGAGACAUCAUGACGGUGAAUGUUAACAUGGCUGGGCUUCCUGCAUUGGUUGUGCCUUGUGGAUUCGUCCAAGGUGGAUCUGCUGGUCUCCCAGUCGGACUUCAGAUGAUUGGAUCUCCCUUCAGUGAGGGGAAAUUGCUGGAAGUAGGCCACAUCUUCGAGCAAACGCUGCAGGAUCUCAGCUUUGUCCCACCACUGGUGGCAGAUAACUAGCGCCCUUCUCCUGUCUCGUUCAAGCGGUUCCUAGGGCUGCACGGGUCUUAGAGGGUCCCUCUUUUCAUUCGUUCCUGAAGUUUUGAGCUAUAUUUCAUUGUUGUAUGCCGAGGAAACCGGUUCUGCGCAAUGGGGGUGGUCGGUGGAGAUCUCUCCCUCGUGGGGGAGUUGUUGGGAAACAAAAUGAGACAGGUACAUGUGCUGUUUCUGCAAGCCAACUGCUGGAUGCAGUGCUCGCAUUCAGUGUCUGCCCACAUAGUAGAUGAUAAUUUUUUUGUAACCCUGGUUCACAUCAGUGAUAUUUUGCAAAUCCUUUUGAUUGAUUGACUGAUAAUAGUGCAAGCUGUUCAUGGCUUCAUGCCCAC
This is a messenger RNA of Triticum dicoccoides, 2066 nucleotides long. RefSeq names its product glutamyl-tRNA(Gln) amidotransferase subunit A, chloroplastic/mitochondrial-like. Gene Ontology annotation, cellular component: glutamyl-tRNA(Gln) amidotransferase complex. Lineage: Eukaryota; Viridiplantae; Streptophyta; Magnoliopsida; Poales; Poaceae. Gene Ontology annotation, biological process: translation. Gene Ontology annotation, molecular function: glutaminyl-tRNA synthase (glutamine-hydrolyzing) activity. The record is from RefSeq and is a predicted model, not a curated record. The transcript has 10 exons. The coding region runs from base 76 to 1701 and encodes 541 amino acids.